Ilex paraguariensis (yerba mate) is the source of this 709-nucleotide messenger RNA. The record is from the annotation of a GenBank genome assembly. Lineage: Eukaryota; Viridiplantae; Streptophyta; Magnoliopsida; Aquifoliales; Aquifoliaceae.
GUCAAGUUGGAACAGGGACUUCAAGUGCUCAAAAUUUUUAGGGACCAUUGCAGCAAACAAUGCAUUCUGGAUGAUUUUGACUUCUAUGAGGAUCGCCAGAAGAGGAUCCUGGAGAAAAAGGCUAAGCAACAGCAUUUCCAGAAACAGGCAUGGGCAGGAAAGCCCACUGAUGAAAAGAACAAAGAUGGCACAAUUGGGGAACUCAAAUUGCAGAAGUCGUCAGAGGUUGCGUCAGACUUGGUCAAGGAACCUACAUCAGCUAUUCAGACUAAUGGUGAUAUUAAGCUUUCAGAAAAUGGACCAUUUGUAAAAUCUGGAGAUGCUCCGAAGGGUGCAAACCAAGUUGCAGUUUCUGAGAACAAAGUUGUGGCAAAUGGGGUUGCAAAUUGUUGCUAGCUUCAGACAUGGGCAAGGGUGGUCCUUUUAGAGGGGCAUUUUGGUCGGAGUAUCAGCUGGUCUAGAGUAGAGCAAAUGCUUGGAUAAUUGUCCUUGAGCAUUGGACCACCCUCUUGGAUCUGCCUUGCUGCUUUAAAGAUAGAUUGAGGGAAAAAAAAGGUAUGAAAGCUGCUUCAAAGAUAUAAUUGAAUGCAACGCAGGCUCUGCUCCUUUUAGGAAUCUGAGAUAUUUAGCCCCAUUUUUCCUCGUCAUGGGCGGUUUCUAUACUGGAUAGCUUGUAAUAGGGUUCAUACCCUUGGGGAUUUGGUUUAAG